Molecule: messenger RNA, 1863 nt
Organism: Penicillium cataractarum
Lineage: Eukaryota; Fungi; Ascomycota; Eurotiomycetes; Eurotiales; Aspergillaceae
Product: putative GPI anchored cell wall protein
Exons: 2
Coding region: 1-1863 (620 amino acids)
Source: RefSeq, a predicted model, not a curated record
AUGAAAUGUUUCUUUUUUCUAGCAGCCUUUGCUGCGAGCGCUAAUGGCCUUGCUCUCUUUGGAAGGGCUGAACAGGCCUGCUGCUUCCAUCUCAACGUCACCGGAGAAGUUACUGGCCCCCUUGGCCAACUGACCGAUGGCCAGAGUCGGGUUGGCGACCACAGCCUCAAUCAAUCUACGUUCUGUAUCAACUCUACCGGUGUCAUUACCGACAGCACCGGCAAGGGUUGUAUCAUUACCCCGGAGACUACUCAGUUCCAGUGUGAUGAGGGUAAAGCUGGUACUCCGGGCUUCUCCAUCUCGUCAUCUGGUCAAUUGCAAUUCCAUGGCAGCGACUACUUCAUUGCCUGUGAGACUGGCCAAAACGGUGGCAAGAACAUCUAUACCACCAACAGCACUUCCGUCACUCGUUGCAAGGCCGUCUAUCUAAAUGCGGACUCUUGCAUUAAUGCGGGCAGUGUUCCUGUCGUUAGCAUUCCCCCGGCUCCUGGUUCCAAUGUGACUGGUCCUGGAGGUGCUGCCGCAUCUGGGGUACCUGGAGCACCUGGAGCACCUGGAGCCUCGGCCGCAGUUUGUCCUCCCGUCACCAUCAUCUCCACGGUUACGGUAUCCAACUGUGUAUGCUCUGCUACGGCCGCACCUGGUGCUCCUGGUGCUCCGGCAGCACCAGGUCAAGCUUCCAGUGCCUCGAGCCCUGCAGCCUCCGGUGCUAGCUCGCAAACAUCUGCUGCUCCCGCUGGUAGCGCUACUGCAGCGGUACCAAUUGCCUCGGCUCCUGGUCACUCUUCUGUUUCUUCAGCAAGUACUACGGCUCCCACUGGCGGUGCUGCAUCGGCAUCCAGUGCUACUGCUAGUGCCACGGCCAGUGCUCAUACCUCUGUUGUUCCCGUCGUUCCGGUGCCUGGACAGUCCUCUGCUACUUCUGCGAGCACUGCGUCUGCCUCCGAGACCUCUCAUGCCAGCGGGGCUACUAGCACCCAUCCUUCGACUCCGUGCCCCUCGUGUAGCAAGUCGGCUUCUGCCAGCGGGGGAUCAGCCACGAGCUCUCCAAGCCCUUGUCCCUCAUGUAGCCACUCGGCUACUUCAGGUACUACGGGAGCCUCGACUCCGUGUCCCUCAUGUCAGUCAGCUGGUACCAGCACUGCUCAUGCCACGACCCCUUGUCCAUCGUGCCCUCAAUCUGCUGUCACGAGUAGCAGUCUCACAUUCAGUGUGACUUCUUUCGCCAACAGCACUCAUAUAUCGAGUGUCCCAGCCACAUCUCCGGCAACGACUCCUUCGACCAGUAUCCACCCCGUGAACUCGACUUCGACCAGUGCUACUUCCACCUCGACGUCGACCAGCUGCCCCACCAAUCUCUCUGGAGAGUUCCAAUUUCCGCAUCUCAUUGUUCGAAUCGAUUCUGCCAAGCCGGAUACCCCCCACGGUACUGGCUUGAACGGAACAGUCAACGCCACCGUUGCGACUACCUUCAACUUUGAUAUUCCUCAGUCGUACUCGGGCAAGACCUGUAGCUUGAUCUUCUUGUUCCCCAGGAAGGAAGAACUCCAGACUACUUCGUUUAGCUUCAGCGGUGACGGCAAGGUUGCCUUUGGCAAGCUUUCGCAAACCAUCACCAGUUCGACGACUGAAAACAACGUUCCUUCCGUGUCGCAGGGCUUGGGCACUAUUACCAUCUCCCCCGGCAAUUCAUUUUUGCUGUCCACCUUCUCGUGCCCGGCCGGACAGGCAGUGUCAUUCGAGAUGAAGAAUGCAGGAACUACCAACUUUGAGUUCUUCGAAGACUGGAACCCAUCUCCGUAUGUCCAACUCCUCAGGCCCCCCAAGGAGAAGUAUACCUCCGGAGUAUAUCGGCUAACAUGA